Messenger RNA from Armigeres subalbatus, 1290 nucleotides. Its product is annotated as MYG1 protein. The transcript is spliced from 2 exons. The coding region runs from base 2 to 1222 and encodes 406 amino acids. The record is from RefSeq and is a predicted model, not a curated record. Gene Ontology annotation, cellular component: nucleus; cytoplasm. Lineage: Eukaryota; Metazoa; Arthropoda; Insecta; Diptera; Culicidae.
AAUGCUUCGCCAACUGUCAAAAUUAGUUCCCGGGUUUGCUGCACGACUACCUGCUUGUACGGGAAACGGAAUUCCGCCAACAUCCUGCAUUCAGCUGCGGACAACGUUACUCGUCAGUAAACUUUCCAUCUCAAAACAUAUCAAACGAAGAUUGACAACCCUCCAAAUGGCUACCGAUGCUCAGAAUUUGAAACGCUUCAAAGAGGACGACACCCGCCAACUGACGAUCGGAACGCACGACGGUAUAUUCCAUUGCGAUGAAGUGCUGGCGUGCUUCAUGCUACAGCAACUACCCCAAUAUGCCGACGCCAAGAUAACGAGAACCAGGGAUCAGAAGGUGCUGGAUCAGUGUGAUAUCGUGGUAGAUGUCGGAGCUGUAUUUGACCGGGAGAAGAAUCGGUUUGAUCAUCAUCAGGCAAGCUUCAAGGACACGUUAAACAUUUUAAGGCCGGAGAUAAAGGUCAAACGAGACAUUCGUUUAAGUUCCGCCGGUUUGAUAUACACCUAUUUCGGAGAGGACGUGAUCCGGCGGGUUCUGACGGCGAAUGAAAUUCAUAAUGAGAAUGACGAGAUGAUUCGAGGAGUGUAUCGGAAAUUGUACGACACUCUGAUAGCUGAGAUCGAUGCCAUCGAUAACGGAGUGCCCAUGUUUGAUGGGGAGCCAACCUAUUCCAUCAACACGCAUCUGAGCGCCCGCGUCAGUCACUUCAACCCGGCAUGGAAUGAGGAUGCUGGAGACGAUACAGACGCCAUGAAGCGCUUCGAGAAGGCGAAGGCUUACGUUGGAAAAGAGUUCAUCGACAAGGUUUUAUAUUACGCCGUUAGAUGGUGGCCAGCUAGGGAACUGGUUGAAAAUGCAGUCAAGAGAAGAAUGGACGUGCACUCUUCAGGAGAAAUUUUGGAAUUGGAAAACUUUUGUCCGUGGAAAGAGCAUUUGUAUGAACUGGAAGAAACGUACGAUAUUUCCGGAGUGCCGAAGUACGUUAUUUACUACAACAAAGAAAACGAUUGGCGAGUGAUUUGCGUUCCUCUUCAACCGGCCAGUUUUGUAUGUAGGAAGUUUUUGGCAGCUCCAUGGCGUGGAAUUCGCGAUUCAGAGCUAGAAAAGACAUCUGGCGUGGAAGGAGCCACAUUCUGCCACCAAACAGGAUUCAUUGGGGGAAACAAAACUAGAGAAGGUGUUCUAAGAAUGGCCGUUGCAAGUUUAGAAGCAACAGAUUAGACUAAUUUGAAAUCAUGGAUAUAUUUUAGGUGAGAUGCAUUUGAGAAAAUUAAAUGAUUUGAAAUAUA